Messenger RNA from Scatophagus argus, 2408 nucleotides. RefSeq names its product major facilitator superfamily domain containing 8-like 2 (gene mfsd8l2). Bases 239 to 1678 code for a protein of 479 amino acids. Lineage: Eukaryota; Metazoa; Chordata; Actinopteri; Scatophagidae. Gene Ontology annotation, molecular function: transmembrane transporter activity. The transcript has 11 exons. The record is from RefSeq and is a predicted model, not a curated record. Gene Ontology annotation, biological process: transmembrane transport.
UUAGGUCUCAACCUCAACAAGUCUUUUCUGCGGGAGAAGCCUUUCACGAUCUGUUUUCCGUCUCUAUGAGGUUCUGACCUUGUAUGAUGGUGAGACAAAUUCCUCUGAUUAUCCAGGCCAGUAGUUGUAAUUGGACUCACAGUGUCUGCUGUUAUCUGAUUAUACCACUGAACAACAUUUCUGUACAACAUACGCAGACAGAGGUCGGUGCAUAAAAGGCAGCAAGUCACUGAGCAAAAUGGAUAAUCACCAAAAGAGGAAUCUAACUUUUCUUACCAUCGGAGUGAUAUUUAUGCUGAGCGGCAUUGAGUAUGCUGUCAUUCUGCCUACAAUAUGGAGGUAUCUCCAGAUUUUGGAAGCCCCUCCAUACUUCCUGGGUCUGGGUCUGUCUGCCUUCAGCCUGAGUGGUUUGCUCACAGGCCCGCUUUUUGGGUUCUGGUCAGACCGGAGCAAGACCACAAAGUCCAUCAUCCUUUUCUCCAAUCUAUUUGAGAUUGCCGGUAACUUCAUGUAUUUUGUUGGAUAUUCAAAGUGGCUGUUGUUGGGCAGUCGGCUUGUAGCAGGUGUUGGUGCAGGAGCAGGCUCCUCCAUCUUUGGUUUCCUGACUCGGAGCACUCGGCCGGAGGAGCGUGCUGGUGUCUUUGCAGCCAUCAUGGCCUGCCGACAAGCUGGCCUCCUUGUCGGGCCAGCGUUCAACCUGUUCCUGAGGCUGUGUGAUUUCAAACUGGGCCCCUUUGUUGUGAACAAAUAUACAUCUCCUGGGAUCUUCAUGUGCCUGUUGUGGGUGCUGCUCCAGUUCGUCGUCCUGGCUAUGUAUUGGGAUGUACCACCCAUCAGCUCAGAGGGGGGAGCAGUGAUGGUGGAAAUGAAAGAAGAGGAGGGUGGUGAGGAGGAGGUGCCACUAAUAGGGUCCGAUGAGGAACCGGUGCACACGUACAGUGCUGCAGUCAGUGUUGACACUGACCAACUGAAGACCCCUGUCAUGUCUCAGAUGCAGCCUGUCCAUGGUGCCUCAGCGCUCUCGAACCCCUUCAAAAACUUCAGCGCCAGCAGAGAGUUCCUGAGAGAGGAGGUGGUUGUUCUCCUCACGGCUCAGUUCAUCACUCUCUUCAAUCAGACAGCACUGGAGACCAUGGUGACUCCUAUGACACAGCGCUACUUUAGCUUUGGUGAGCUAGCCAACAGCCUGAUGUACAGCCUGUGCGGGGUGGAGGUCAUCCUGGGCUUCUUUUUUGUACGCUGGCUGAGCAGGAAGGUGGCGGAUCGCGUCGUCCUGGCCAUUGGCCUGGUCAUCUGCUGCACCGCCUGCAUCUGGUGCCUCAUCUUCCUUUGCAACCCUGGAGGUGGUUAUGGAUGGGAGCUGUCGGCCUUCAUCAUUGGAGUGUUUCUGCAGCUGCUGGGGCUUCCCUUCGUGGCUGUGUCUCAGGUGUCUCUCUUCUCCAAAGUUACUGCAGAGAAAACACAAGGAUUCAGCCAAGGCGUUAGACGCUCAGUUGGGGGCCUGGCCACCAUCUUGGGUCCUUUGUGGGCAGGAGGAUUGACCAAUAAUUUGUACAUAAUGCUGGGCAUGAUGCUAGCUCUCCUCAUAAUGAUCACAGUUAUGACAGCGCUGUCCUACGACCGCCUGACUGAGCCCAGGGCAGUGCAGUGUGCUCAGAGCUGUGACAGCGGAGGGUAGAGCUGCAGUAUGUCUGAAGAGCAAGCUAAAGAUGAACAGAGGGAGUGCCCUGCGCUUCUGAGAGGAUCAAUACAAGUUUACUGCAGAGGAAACUAUGAGUGUGGAAUAAAAAUCUUCAAAUACAUGCUGUAACUCAGGACCUGUCAUAGAGGUUCACCUACUGUAUGUCUUUAAGCUUUGCACAAUCUCUCUGUCAUCACAUUUUAGUAGAAUUUACCUUGCAUGCAUAUGACUAUGGAACUAUUAAUUAUGUUUUACACAAGGGGGCACCAUUGCUCUCAUAUUGAAUACUCAGAAAUGUAAUUGAAGAUGAAAGAAAUUAUUUUUAAACUGAACUAUUUAUAUAUUCUCAGGUGUUGUUAAAAAGAUAAGAGAGCAGGUUUUUCCAUGUGACCCAUGUACCAAAUUUUCAUUUCAUGUCCCAACUCUUUCUUCCUCUGAAGAGGAACAAGAAGAAAAAAGCCCUGGCUGAAAAUGAAACAGUUGACACAAUGGGUGCAGAAGUAGAGUUGUCAACAUCUUUGCAGCUUCAUGUCAGCGUAGCUGAGAGAAGACGAGGGUCAGAGAGAGGGAAGCGUUACAGAUUUCUUGAUAUUUAUUUGUAGUGCUGGAGAAAAAUCAUGUUUUUGGUGUUAAAAUUAAAUUCAAAGCCUUGGAUAUGACUAAACCAAAUAGAUGCUAUCUGAAAUGAUUCCUCUGUAUCUUACGUGCAAAUGAGAAGCUCCUGAAU